Podarcis raffonei (Aeolian wall lizard) is the source of this 837-nucleotide messenger RNA. RefSeq names its product diphthamide biosynthesis 3 (gene DPH3). The transcript has 3 exons. Gene Ontology annotation, molecular function: metal ion binding. The coding region runs from base 228 to 476 and encodes 82 amino acids. Lineage: Eukaryota; Metazoa; Chordata; Lepidosauria; Squamata; Lacertidae. Gene Ontology annotation, biological process: protein histidyl modification to diphthamide. The record is from RefSeq and is a predicted model, not a curated record.
AUGUGUUGCUCUAGGGUGCACUCGAUCCACGAUUGGUUUCCAAGACAUCGCGAGAGUGACUUCGUUCGCUUUUUUCUUCUUCCUGACAGCCGAUUGGUGCAGCGAGCUUGUGUGGCGUCAACCCGGGACAAAGAUGGCGGCGUGCAGUUUUUUCCCGUUUCCAGCGGCACCCGGUCGGCGUUAGUAGAAAGCUGCUCAUCGGGGAGACGGUAAAUCCGGUCUGAGGCAUGUCUGUUUUCCACGACGAAGUGGAGAUCGAGGACUUCGAGUUCGAUGAGGAGACGGAGACCUACAGCUACCCGUGUCCCUGCGGGGACCGGUUCCUCAUCACGCGGGAGGAUCUGGAGAAUGGUGAAGAUGUAGCCACCUGUCCAAGCUGCUCACUCAUAGUAAAAGUCAUCUACGAUAAGGAACAGUUUAUGUGUGGCGAAGAAGUCUCUGCACCACCAGCAAACAAAGAACUGGUUAAAUGCUGAUGAUCGCUUGAUGAACUUUGCUGUUCCUGGAAAAUUUGGGCAGAAAGAUGCAAGCACGCCUGUUCUGAAGAGACUCUGCAUAUAGCAAAUUGCUCUUUCUCAUCAGCUUCAUCAGUAGUUUGAGAAAAAGAACUGAUGUGUCAAAAAAAAUCAUGUAUUUGUGUGCAUAAGUUCUUAAUAUAUUUAAAUACAUGGAAUAUUCUUCCACAUGUGAGAUUGAAAAGGGUGACAGUCCACAAUACAUGAAAGUGUUAAAAGUGCUUGUUGCACUUCUCGGACAAUGGAUUCUUCUAUGUAGUGUGCAGAACGAGCUGCUAGAUCCUAUAAUAUGAGCAAGAAGACUAUGCUGUGUUUUUUUAAA